Danio rerio (zebrafish) is the source of this 3044-nucleotide messenger RNA. Lineage: Eukaryota; Metazoa; Chordata; Actinopteri; Cypriniformes; Danionidae. The record is from RefSeq and is a predicted model, not a curated record.
GCGCGAGAGAAACAGGUCACGCACGCGUUUCAGCUGCUUACAGUCGCCGGAAGAGUCAACCGAUCUCUCAAAAUCACAAAUUUGUAUGUGUAAUAUCAUAAAUGGACUCGUGAAUCAAAUGGAGCAGUUUUUCUUAUUAGACAGUAAGUGUGUGUUUUGAGCACCAGUCAUGCAGCCCCUCAGAGAUGCCGAGUUGGGGGCUUCCACCUUCUUCGCUUCUCCUCUUCCUCACGAUGUGUGCGGCAGCAAUGGGCUUCCUCUCACCCCAAACUCCAUCAAGAUCCUGGGACGCUUCCAGAUCCUCAAAACCAUCACCCAUCCCAGACUGUGCCAAUAUGUGGACAUCAGCAGAGGAAAGCACGAGCGCCUGGUUAUUGUAGCUGAGCACUAUGAAAAAAGCUUGAAGGACCUUUUGAAGCAGCGGAAACCUGUCAGUCCAGAGAAGGUGCUACAGGUUGCCUAUGAAGUGCUGGAAGGAUUGGAGUUCAUGAAUAAGCACGGGAUGGUGCAUCGCGCUUUAUCUCCUAACAAUGUCCUCCUAGAUCGUGCGGAUAAAGUGAAGCUGGCCAAAUUUGGCCUGUAUCAUAUGACCGACCAUGGAGCAGAUGUCGACUUCCCAAUUGGGUAUCCAUCUUACCUGCCUCCGGAGGUUAUUGCUCAGGGCUGUUUCUAUUCCAGCGAGCCCUCCAUCAAUGAGGCCCCGCAGCCUUCAGGGCCCAAAACUGACGUCUGGUCUCUCGGGGUGCUUCUGUUUGAACUCUGUGUGGGAAGGCAGAUUCUGCAGAACAUAGACAUCAGCGAGAGAAUGAAGUUCAUCAUCACCUUAGGGUGCAUGGAUGACAUCAUUACAGUAUUAGCCGAGGAACACGGGUGCAUAGACACAAUUAAGGAUCUGCCUGAAAACGUGCAGGCUUUAUUGAGGAAAUGCCUGACGUUUCUCCCUUCAAAACGACCCACUCCUUCUGAUCUUCUGGGAGACGCAGUGUUUGAGAGCAUAUCUUCUGAGUAUACUCCCUAUCAGAGUCCUGUGCAUCUGUUCUCCGCCUCACCACGAUGUGCUUAUCUACAGCUUCCUGAUGACAUCAGUGAACUCUGUAGAGAGAAUGGAGAGAACUACCUGUCGGAGAGAGCCAUAGAUGAGGUUUAUCACCUGUGGUGUCUGGCAGGGGGAGACCUGGAGAAAGAGCUCACCAAUCAGGAGAUCAUCCAGUCCAAACCACCCAUCUGCACGCUUCCCAAGUUUAUUUUGGAGGAUGGCGAGUCGUUUGGACAGGGCCGGGACAGAAGCUUCCUCCUGGAUGACACAACUGUGACACUUUCUCUCUUUCAGCUCAGAAACAGGCUGAAGGAUGUGGCGGGAGAGACAUACUUUCCAUUAUUGGAGGAUGAGCAGUGCAGCCUGCCUCAGUCCAGCAGCAGUAAUGAACUGUCUGCCACCGUCACACUGCCCCUCAUUAUCCGAGAGAGAGACACCGAGUACCAGCUCACACGCAUCGUCCUCUUCCACAGACUGCUCAAGGCAUACCCUUACAAGAAGAACCAGAUCUGGAAGGAGGCGAGGGUUGACAUUCCUCCUCUUCUGAGGGGUCUGGCCUGGGCGGCUUUACUCGGAGUUGAGGGCGACAUCCAAUCAAAAUACGACUCCAUCGAUAAGGACACGCCCAUCCCCACUGACAGACAGAUUGAAGUGGAUAUUCCUCGCUGUCACCAAUAUGAUGAGCUGCUGUCGUCGCCGCAGGGCCAUGUCAAGUUUCGGCGGGUGCUGAAGGCUUGGGUUGUGUCUCAUCCCGAUCUGGUUUACUGGCAAGGCUUGGAUUCACUUUGUGCACCUUUCCUUUAUUUAAAUUUCAACAAUGAAGCUCUUGCGUACGCAUGCAUGUCGGCCUUCAUCCCCAAAUAUCUGUACAAUUUCUUCCUGAAGGACAACUCGCAUGUAAUACAAGAAUAUCUGACCGUCUUCUCUCAGAUGAUUGCGUUUCACGACCCCGAGCUCAGCAACCACCUCAACGAGAUUGGAUUCAUACCUGAUCUCUACGCAAUCCCAUGGUUUCUUACAAUGUUCACACACGUGUUUCCCCUGCACAAGAUCUUCCACCUGUGGGACACUCUGCUCUUGGGAAACUCCUCGUUCCCCUUCUGCAUUGGUGUAGCCAUCUUACAGCAGCUGAGAGACCGUCUGCUGGCCAACGGCUUCAACGAGUGCAUACUGCUCUUCUCUGACCUCCCUGAGAUCGACAUUGAACGCUGUGUUCGAGAAUCCAUCAACCUUUUUUGCUGGACUCCUAAAAGUGCCACUUACCGCCAGCAUGCCCAGCCAAACAAACCUCCCAGCGAGAGCAACAGCUUCGGCAAAACACCUUCAUAUUACGCAUCAGAGUUUCAAGAACUGACCAAAACUGACCUGAGCCGUGAGCCACUCAAGCUGAGCGAGCUGAAAGCAGAAGUGUCUCCGCGUAUUUCUGUGGAAGACCUCAUUGACCUGUGUGAGCUGAGUGGACCAGCUUUCUUUAAAACUCCCGUCAAGAGGGCCAGGACUGGCAAACCCAAAAUUCUUGCGGUGGACAUCAGGAGCCUUGAAGACUUCAGUCGAGGCCACAUCUACGGCAGCAUUAAUAUUCCAUACACCUCCACGUUUGGACCAGAGGGAGAGCUGCUCCAGUGUCCCGCUAGCAGCAGCCUAGCCGGAUACAGACUCCGCGUCAUCGUCAUCCUCAGCAGCGUCAUGAAGAACGCUAUCACUUUUGCGACUCAUCUGGUGAAGGUGAAUUUCCCUCGUGUUUGCGUUCUGGACGGUGGAAUGAACAAGAUGAAGUCCACCGGCCUGCUGACAGUCCCGUCCCCUCAGAUAUAACAGAUGAACUUUGGUUAAAGGGAAGCUGUUGUUUACACGCUAAUACGUUAUAUUCUGUAAAGUGUGUGGUGAUUUCGGCAUUAUGCAUGUCAGCACUGAAAAGCUUGAACUUGAAAACGAAAAGCAAAACUACACAGAGGCGUUUCAACUUUUGGGACCAAACUAAUUGACAAAUAAAAUGUUUGUUUUUUUA